This is a messenger RNA of Aspergillus wentii DTO 134E9, 2336 nucleotides long. RefSeq lists its product as uncharacterized. NCBI's taxonomy places the organism in Eukaryota, Fungi, Ascomycota, Eurotiomycetes, Eurotiales, Aspergillaceae. The record is from RefSeq and is a predicted model, not a curated record. The transcript has 5 exons. Bases 414 to 2153 code for a protein of 579 amino acids.
UUGACAACCAGGGGCAUAAACACGCAGAAUAAUGGCAGAUAACACCCAAUCCAUCAGCAUCCCAUCGAAAUCCAUGUCCAUCGUCUGGCGUGUGGCGGGGGCAAAGACCAGCAGCCAACCAAGGUACUAGCAACUGCCCACUAGCCAGGGCUUAUCUCCAUCGGCCCCCGCAGCAGCCCCCAGCUUCAUUCCAUUUGUUCUGCUCAUUACACCCCAAACUUCCCCCCUUCCCCUCCCCAAUCGUCCUUUUGGGCUGUUCCCCAACGGUCUCCAUUCCUCUUACAUUCUGGGGAUUUGCUUGCCUGAAAGGCACUGCAUGGCUGCCCACUUGCCUCUGGCCGGGGCUUUUCUCCAGCACUGUUGGACGUAGCCAGUUCGUCUUCUCCCGCGUCACUUGGCCUUCGGGCCUGGCGAUGAUGGACAACCAUCUGCAACGCGCACCUACAGAGGGUUCUGCACCUAAAUCUCGUCCAGCGCCUGUGGAUCGACCCACGUUCACAUUUAUUGAUCAAGAUGAUGACUUGACCUCCAAACGCAUUAAGGAUGCCAAUUCUCGCAAAGCCAUUCGCUCUCAUGUUAUGCGUGAUGUACGGCGGCGUGAACGACUUGCAGGGCUGAAAAGAGUACCAAGGCGUGAAAGCCGCCUUGAACAACCUGAAGGGAGUUUGUCACUACAUCUCAAAGACUUGCCAGCUGCCUCUCCAUCAUCUGUGGUAUCUUCACUACCGGAGGCUGAGACUGAGCCAGUUCGUGACCUCGUCGAGUCAAGGCAACAACGAGGACGACCGAUGAAAUGGACUGCCGGCUAUUCGACUUCCUCAAGUCCAAGCCCUAGGCCUCAUCUAUUCCCUACUUCUUGGCUUAUUGAUCCUUUUAAUACUCUGCCAGGUACUACCGAGGCCCCAUCAAUGGUUGCUAAUCUAUUAAUCUAUUGGAAAACCGUGUUUGUCCCAAUGACUUUUCCAAAUGAGCACAAAGUUUCUCAACGAGCUGAGAUGGAACUGAUGGUCAAAUCAGCAUUCUCUGAUCCAGGGAGCUUCUUUGGACUUAUGAGCAUGUGUGCUGCCCAUCGCGCUAUUCUUGCUGGGCGCCAUUCAGACCUUAUCGGUUCUCUGGAAAGAUCCCACCGAGUUCUGCACGACCCAGACUACUACAUCAUGAAAGUAAAGUGCAUACGGGAGAUGAAUACAAAAGUGCGUGAUCCUGGCCGCGCGCUGAGCGACGAAGCCUUUGAUACAAUCAUCAACCUUUUGACAAGCGCGUUAAUAGUCGGGUUAUUUGAUGAAGCGCGGAUUCACCUCACGGGUCUGAAGCAGAUGGUUGAGCUACGGGGUGGUAUUACGGAAGAUAGUAUCCGUGGCUCCUCGAUGUUAGCUGCUAUUAUCACGACCGAUAUAAAAUCUGCCUCGGGCCUCAUGGCAAAACCAGUGUUUCCUUUGACUUGGGAUUCGCAACCAGUACCCGCAGAUAUUCAGAAACGGGUCAAACCGCCAGAAUCGUCGCCCCUAAAUGGAUUGGGCGCCGCCUUAUUUGCAAACAAUCUCCUUAGUUUCCCUCUGCUCAGAAUUCUUCAUGUUCUACGGGACAUCGUCUUUUUUAACCAGACCUACAAGCAAAACCCAAAUGGUCUAUACCCUGAAGACCAUGAUUUCUUCCGUGUCAUCAAUUGUGAGAUUGAACACCAACUUCUCAGUUACAUAUACCCUGAGUCUGGGAAUGAAGCUCCUUCAUUCCCAGGGACUACUCUAGAUCCUCAUCCUAUUGAGGCAGCCACCAGAACUGCUUCCAUUUGCUAUCUCAACCAUUUUCUUAUUGUUUCACCCCCAUCAUCGGGGCUAGGUCGUGCUCUUACUGGACACCUCAAGAAAGCAGUAAGCAACUGCACCCUGUCUCUAUUAUCGCAACUACCCAAAGAGAAUUAUGACCUUCUUGCCUGGGUGUUUUUUAUCGGAGCCCAAGGUUCCAUCGGGCAGACCGAGCAUCCUUGGUUUGUUGAACGGCUUGCCCGUGUCGCCAUGAUCUGUGGAUGGCGAAGUUGGAAACAGGUAUCUGACAAAAUGACCGGAUAUAUAUAUGUUCCUAAUAUAAACGGGUCUGUUUGGAAAUCCAUCUGGAACGAGGCAAUGGCUGGUCUUGUUCCAGACGUGAUGUAAAAUAAGAGUAUUCUUUUUCUCAGAUGGGUAAUACGGUGAUUCUGUCACACACAGAGAGAAAAAAGAGGUUGGAUAAUAUAGGAGACACGAAGAAUGUCCAAGAUAUAUGUACGAUACAUGAAAUACAUACCUACAGUAAGAGGCACUGUUCUGGACUACUACAUAUGCUAUGAACAUGUUGAU